Messenger RNA from Grosmannia clavigera kw1407, 2760 nucleotides. RefSeq names its product short chain dehydrogenase reductase. Gene Ontology annotation, molecular function: oxidoreductase activity, acting on the CH-OH group of donors, NAD or NADP as acceptor. Lineage: Eukaryota; Fungi; Ascomycota; Sordariomycetes; Ophiostomatales; Ophiostomataceae. Bases 1 to 2760 code for a protein of 919 amino acids. The record is from RefSeq and is a predicted model, not a curated record. The transcript has 3 exons.
AUGGCGUCAAAUUCCUCUUUUAGCCAGAGCUCCAGCCAGGGCUCCGGCUCAGGCUCGAACUCGGCGGACGACCGCAUUAAUCUCAUCAUAGCUGCUAUUGCACUAGUCAUUUCCGUUUUAGCCAUGUUUAUCACGACUUUCCAGGCCCUGCAGCAAUACUUUUCCUCAGCCGCCGGCCAGUCCUCAUGCAGCAAAAAGGUCAUCGGCUUGUGGUCCGACUAUACCAAGCUGCACUUCACGGCGUUUCGCCUUGAGGUCAGGUUCCGAGCGCCAGUUCUUUUUGUAGCACCACCGAAAAAUGACAAAGGGCCGCUCGGAAAAUCUGGCAUCUUGCAAUUAGACGGUUCCAAUGAAAGCUACACUGCGACUCAUACAAUGCAGCCUGUUGAAUAUGCCGAAUGGAAACCGCAAGAGAAGGAAAGCAUCCGUACUGCCGACAACGAGCAGGCGACGUGGAUAUCUCUCAUGAUGGCCAUCCAGAAGAUGGAAAGCGACUCUCGCAAGUGGCAGCAAGAUAUUUACAAGAACUACAAAGUAAAAUUCGAGCCCACUAUGACUGUGGCAAUGCAGGAGAAGACCCGCUCGUGGGAUACCAUGCCGGACGGCCUCUUGAAGCCAUACGCCACCAGCACAAUUGCGCACUUUGUCGAGAUGAUGGCCAUGUUGGGUGUCCACUGGAAGGAGUUUGAUCGCAACAAUGACAAAUACCGUGCACAGGGCAACGGUUUCAGUGUGUCCGGAUCGCUGGUGCCCAAUCUGGGCAUUGGUUUCACUUUCCAGAAAGUGGGAACAGCUACGUACAAGGUGUCCCGCAUCGUUCCGAAUGACUCUGUCAAGGAGCUCUGCUUUGGUUUCUGCCCUACAAUCUUCCGGGACCAAACAACAUACGCUGAUGAACCGGAUAAGGGUGUGCUGCAGCUGGGCACAAGCGCCGAGGUAGCUGCAACUUUGAGCUCCUUCGGCUGCAAUACAAAUACAGUCAACUAUUUCCGCGUUGGGAACGAUCAAACACGUUACUCGCAUCUGUUUCCUCGCAUGGUGGGCCACGUUCUACAGAUAAAGGACACGGCAUUUACCAUGCUACCCAAUCCCACAUUCCUCACGUGGGACAAGUCCUCGUUUUCUUUACCCAAACUCCUCGCGUGUUUCCGGGACGCUCUGGACAAGAUAUCAACAGCCAAGGGCUCGUCUAAGCAAUUCAUACUUGUCUUAGAAAUGAUUGAAGGCGUGCAGGAGGCUGAGAGGCGGGAGUCUGCUACUAGACGGAAGGCAAAAUUACAGGCCACGAAGGACAAAAACAAAGCGGCCGGUCCCCCAGCUUUGGACGUGCAAAGAUCAAAUGGGGUAGAUGGUCCAUCUCUAGCGGCCCAUAGGACAGUUCCAGUCUGGGCCCAGCUGAAAAAAAGGAGCACUCUGCGGCCAGAUCGUGCAACGACUCGGAGACCAGAAUCACCAGUGCCACAGGCGGAAAAUGGCCCCUUGGAUACGGCUUUGGCAAAUUCAGACGAUUUGGAGAACCCUCCCCGGAAGUUCCGGAACCUUGCUAACUUCGCCAAAGCCGCUUUAAUUUUCAGGCAAACAGCGGCUGGAAAUGGAAGACCAGCGCCGAAGGCACAACCAGUAGAGAACGACCCCGACGACGCUACGUUUCCAUCAUAUAUCAGAUCCUUGCACUCUGCAAUCGAGGUGUGCGACCAAUUUUUGAAACGGCCCAAAUUGUUUCCUGUGGUCUCACAGGUCUUCUGCUUGCAUUUCCAGGAGGUUCUCAAGUACCUGAACUCUCAAGAGAACGCCAGAGAAGGCGCAUCCAGCACUCAUGCUGCAGACGACAAAAAGCUACAAGGCGCCCGUACUGACACCGUGACCGGUCCGAGAGCUUCCCAACCUGCUGAUUCCGUAUUCUCGACCAGCAGCCACGAUGGCUACAUUCCUCUGGAAGACCUCAACUCGGCACCAUCGGCUGACCGGCACCGCUUGCUUGCAAAUGUACGCAAACAAGGACACAAAAUACAACACCACGUCGCCCCGAGAACGCCCUUCAUGCCUACAUAUUGUAUAAUUGGAACAAACCGUGGCAUGGGGCUCGAGUUUGUGCGGCAGCUCUCCUUGUCCCCCGAAAAUACCAUACUUGCCACCACACGCCCGGGUGCCGAUCUCAGUGAUGUCCGGGCCGUAGCCUCGGCCACCACUCGCUUCUUGGAUUGUGAUGUUUCCAGUGUCCCCUCAAUCCACUUAUUUGCGAACAAGGCUGCCCGAGUUCUUGAUGGCAAGCAGAUCGAUUUUCUGGUGAAUAACGCAGGCAUCAACAACACACCGUCCAGCGAGACCAGUCUGUCGCUAGACCACACCAAUUUUGCUCAGCAGAUGAGCGCCAACGUUGUGGGUCCUGCAAAGGUAGUCGAGUUUUUGCUGGACCAUAAACUACUCGCCCCAGCCGUCCGCAUACUCAACAUGUCUUCUGGUUGGGCAAGUCUGGACUCGAGCAGCAAGCUAAAUCAACGCGCUUGUACCGGUUACAGCAUCUCGAAGGCUGCCCUCAACAUGCUCACAGUCCACCAGGGAGGGGAUAUUCGCAAUCGCCUACCGGAAGCUGUCGUAAUUGCCAUGGAUCCGGGCUGGGUGAAAACAAGGAUGGGUGGCGAUGGUGCCCCGUUGGAGGCGUCGUUUUCUGUUUCAGGCAUGCUGAAAACCUUACAGUCGCUCAAGGACGAGGACAACUGUCUUUUUUUUGCAUACGAUGGAAAAAGGCGCCCGUGGUGA